AUGGCCAUCAAUCCCGCAGAACAGGAGUUCUUGCGCCCUCCCAGUGGGGAACAAUAUGAGCCGAUAUAUCGAGAGCCUGCUUUUUAUAACCCCUUAGAUACAUUCCAACUCCCCCCUGGUACAGAGAGACAAUACCAACAACAAUAUGGCGAUAUGUAUUUCCUGCGGCUCGCAAAGCUGAAGCCGGCAGUGGAGGAAGCUGCAGUGGAGGCCUGGGAAGGAUUUAGUAUUGCAGGAGAACAUGCCCGUCGCGUGGAGAGAGUGUUAGAUGUUCGACAAGGAGAAUUGUGCUGGGUUGCGGGCACAGUAUACAUGGAGAUGCCAUUGAAACCUAAUAUUCUGGAUGAUCUUACAAAAGAUAAUUUCACAUUCGCUCCUGCUCCUCGACGCACAUAUAACGAUCCUUCAAAUCCCGAGUCAACGCAGAUUAUGUUAGAAGACGAGUCCGGCCGCAUACGACUAACCGGGAGCAAGCUCAAAUCGACUCAACUAGCAACCGGAGCUGUGGUGGCAAUUCUUGGGACUGAGAACGCCAAUGGUGACUUCGAGGCGGUGGAUAUCAAGGUCCCCGAUCUAGCUCGACAACCGCGCCGAUGGGAGAGAGAACAAACGCCUCCCUCACCGAAAGGUACAAGGAAGGGAAAGAUUGCUUUGGUGAGUGGUCUUGAUAUUACAGGGACUUCCAGCGACAGCCUUACUCUCGAUCUCCUCUCGGACUACCUUCUUGGCUAUACAGGGUCCUCGGGACACGAUGAUGGUUCACCACCAGACGCCUCUACUAUUACAAGGUUAAUUAUCGCCGGUAAUUCUAUUGGCACUGACUUGACUGGAGAAGCGGCGCUACCUCCCGAUAAUGGAACCUCGGCGAAAAAGAAUGGAGCUUCGAGAAAGUAUGGAUAUGAUGCAUCAACAUAUAAUGCCUCCCCAAUCACGCAGUUUGAUUCCUUCCUUGCAGAGCUCCUGCCGAGUAUGCCUAUCACGCUCAUGCCAGGUGAAAACGACCCGGCAAAUUUUGCGCUCCCACAGCAGCCUAUGCACCGCGCUCUGUUCCCGCGGGCUAGGGCAUACUGUGCUCCUCCACCAUCAGGUGAGGAUAAACCGGAACCAGGUUGGUUUGACAGUGUCACGAAUCCAUGGGAAGGAGACGUUGAGGGCUGGCGCCUCUGGGGCUGUAGCGGCCAGAACGUGGACGACGUACUCCGAUAUCUGGAUUUCGCCGACGACGAGAAUGGUGAUACUAAUGGCGCUGCGGAAGCAAGGACACGGGUUAUGGAGGCUAUGCUGCGGUGGAGGUGUGGUGUUCCCACCGCUCCGGACACCAUCUGGUCUUAUCCGUUCCAGACGCAUGAUCCAUUCGUCAUGAAAGCCUGCCCGCAUCUCUUCUUCACGGGCAACCAACCCCAAUUCAAAACCGCCAUUAUAGAAGGAGAUGCUCCCUCGAACCCGAAUAGAGAGGAGGACACCGAGAUGGGCGGCACGGAUGAAGACAUCCCCCUCCAAACUGUCCGACUUAUUUCUAUUCCCAAGUUCCGGGAAACCGGCGAGCUUAUCCUAGUUGACAUGGAGUCGCUGGAGGUGGAAGUCGUCAAAUUCGGGACGUUUGCAGGACAGGAAGAGAAGCAAUGA
Molecule: messenger RNA, 1626 nt
Organism: Aspergillus ochraceoroseus IBT 24754
Lineage: Eukaryota; Fungi; Ascomycota; Eurotiomycetes; Eurotiales; Aspergillaceae
Product: DNA-directed DNA polymerase delta subunit POL31
Exons: 5
Coding region: 1-1626 (541 amino acids)
Biological process (GO): DNA strand elongation involved in DNA replication; DNA replication
Cellular component (GO): delta DNA polymerase complex
Molecular function (GO): DNA binding
Source: RefSeq, a predicted model, not a curated record